This is a messenger RNA of Poecilia reticulata (guppy), 1719 nucleotides long. It is a transcript of the gene ldlrap1a, whose product is annotated as low density lipoprotein receptor adaptor protein 1a. Gene Ontology annotation, cellular component: early endosome. The record is from RefSeq and is a predicted model, not a curated record. NCBI's taxonomy places the organism in Eukaryota, Metazoa, Chordata, Actinopteri, Cyprinodontiformes, Poeciliidae.
CCAGUCCAUCUCUUUAACUCCCCCCGCCCCUCAUCUCCAGUCAGGGCAACAACAUUUCCCGUGGAAUCCUCGCGGCAAAAACUUCACCGACUCUCUGCACUUCAGAGCACCGACAUGGAUGCACUCAGGUCGGCUGGGAGAGCCAUUAUCCGGAGCCCGAGCAAGGCGAAGCAGUCGUGGACCUCCGGCAGACACAGAAAGCUUCCAGAGAACUGGACAGAUACUCGGGAGACCAUUUUAGAGGGGAUGACCUUUAACCUCCGGCACCUAGGCAUGACACUUGUGGAUCAACCCAAGGGAGAGGAGCUGUCGGCGGCCGCUGUGAAGAGGAUCGUUGCUACGACUAAAGCCAGUGGGAAGAAGCCCCAGAAAGUUGCCCUGAAGGUUUCCCCUCAAGGGAUCGUGGUGCUGGACAGAUCUACCAAUAAACUCCUGGAAAGCGUCUCUAUAUACAGGAUAUCCUACUGUACAGUGGACAAGCUGCAUGACAAAGUGUUUGCUUACAUCGCUCAGAACACCCUCAAUGGGACCCUGGAGUGCCACGCUUACCUCUGCUCCAAGAGAAAAGUGGCGCAGGCAGUAGCCCUGACAGUGGCCCAGGCCUUCACAGUAGCCUUUGAGCUCUGGCAGGUGGCAAAGGAAGAGAAAGGUGUGAGAGUUAAGUCUGGUUCUGCGGGAGAGGGAAGCAGCAGUUCCCAGUCAGAAAGGUCCAACAGUCUGGGGAGUCUGAAAGGAACAGAUGCAGCCACAGAAAUCCUUUUGGACUUAGAGGAUGGUGUAAAGGUGUUGGUGGAGAGUAGUGGGAAUACAGGCGGCGAUCAGCUGGAUACAGACAGGCCCUCACAGACCAACAACAAUCCUGCCUCGGAAAUGGAAGACAGUUUGGAUGAAGCCUUUUCCAGACUGGCAGCAUCGCGUACUAACCCCCAGGUCUUGGACAUUGGGGUGAUGCCCCCAGACUGGCUCACCGAACCUGACUGGGACAGCACUGACGGAAGCCCUCACCACUGUUUCAGCGCACGCAAGGACGAUCCCUUUGGUUUCUAAUAUCUGAUCUCAGCACAGCAGAGAAGGAAGGGCAGAAACUUUUCUUCCUUUAACGUAAUCCAAGAUUUACCAAGAGUCAACAGUGAGAGCACAAGGGAACAAGCGUGGUCCUCGCUUCUGCACUUUUCUCAUGCGCAGUUCUUGCUUCCUUGUGCUCAGUCUGCUGCAUCUGCGCACCAAAGCAAUAAUACCAUCCCAUGUUAACACUACGCAUAAUCUGCUGUUACGCUGCAAACGACCUGUAGUGGAGUCUUUCGGCAUAAUCAGUAUAUGACGCAGCAUUCGUUCACCUAAUCAGUAUUUGUGGCCGCAGAAGUGACAUGUAUGUGCUUUGGUUACAUUGUAUAGUUACGUUUUUUUGUUAAAUGCAUAAAGUAGGACAGUUUAACCUGAAAAUCAGACCUUCAACCUUAACAAGGUAAUUACUGUUUUCAGUUGUUAUUCACUUCCUUCAUGGGUUUAUUGUGUAGCUUUGGCCUUUCUUUGCCAACACAUAUUCUUCUGUGUAUAAUCAGAAAUUUUAUUCUAUUUAUUUAUGUCCUUUGCAUAUUGUAGUAUGCCUAUAUUUCUCACUGAUGCAAUGAAAAUUCAUGUUGAAUGACCGUCUUAAUGAACGUUUUUUUUAAUCAACUGGCUUUGUACAGGAAUAAAAUGUAUUAAUUAAAUGCCUAA